CCCAACAAACUCACUAUCCCUCACUACCUACUCACCUUAUUUGAUUCUCAGUCUCGGCGCAGAAAAGAGACGCCUCUAAAAAAUCACCUGAAAAUAGGGCAUAUCGCCACUUCCAUCGCAUUCGGCACCGGAAAUGUCCACCCGCAAAUACAACGAAUUCCUCGACAUCGGCGGCUCGAGCGACGACGAAGCCAACGAUCGCGGAUAUGACUCCGAAGCCGCGGAGGAAAGCAAAAUUGGGAAUGCGAAACGGAGACGCACGAAGCAGACACAUGAUCUCUUAGGAGACGACGAGUCGGACGGAUCGGAAAACGAGGCGUCGGAAGAUGAAGACGAGAAAUUGUCCGCUGCGAAGACGAAGGGGAAAGGAAAGAAGAAGACAACAACGAAAACGCCAACGACGAAGAAGCGCGGCGAUGGAGAUGAUGACGACGAGGAGGAAAAUGAAGAGGACGACCUCGGUGAUCAAUAUCUUGAGUUAGCGGACGACGACGAAACGAGCACCAAAGCAUCGAAAAGCAAGAAACCAAGCACGGACAAGACCAAGCCAGAAAAGAAGGAAAAGAAGAAGAAGAAGCCGGGCGUCGUCUACCUCUCCUCGCUCCCACCGUACAUGAAACCAUUCGCACUGAAAUCGCUCUUCGAGACGCGCGGCUUCGGACCCAUCACGAAAGUAUUCCUAUCGCCCGAAGUGAGACCAGCGUCUGCGCCGCGGCGCCGCUCCAACAAGCGCAAAACCUACUCCGACGGAUGGGUGGAGUUUGCAUCGAAGAAGACGGCGAAGAUCUGCGCGGAGACAAUGAACGCGUCGAUUAUCGGCGGUCGCAAGGGCAGCUGGUACCAUGAUGAUAUCCUCAACGUGAAAUACCUCACUGGGCUGCGGUGGGAUGACCUGGUGGAUCAAAUCCAGAGGGAGAGGAAGGAGAGGGAGGCCAGGCAGCGGAUCGAGGAUGCGCGGACGCGCAAGGAGGACCAGGUGUUCUUGGAAGGAGUGGAGCAGGGCAAGGUGUUGGAUGGGAUGCAGAAGAAGAAUGAGGACAAGAAGAAGAGGAUGCUGCAGCAGGCUGAUGAGGGGGUCGAGAGUGAGAAGAGCCGGGGAGAGGAUGCUAAAAUCAGGAGGCUGUUCAAGCAGAAUGAGGUUAAAUUGGGCCGGGAUAAGAUACAGAAUAAUGUUCCGCUGGAGGAGGACGCGAAGAAAGUGCUGGGCCAGAUUUUCUAGACCUUGUCUUUCUAUGCUCUACGCAGUGUGU
This is a messenger RNA of Aspergillus melleus, 1250 nucleotides long. It is a transcript of the gene ESF2, whose product is annotated as RNA-binding ATPase activator ESF2. The transcript has a single exon. The record is from RefSeq and is a predicted model, not a curated record. Gene Ontology annotation, biological process: endonucleolytic cleavage in ITS1 to separate SSU-rRNA from 5.8S rRNA and LSU-rRNA from tricistronic rRNA transcript (SSU-rRNA, 5.8S rRNA, LSU-rRNA); endonucleolytic cleavage in 5'-ETS of tricistronic rRNA transcript (SSU-rRNA, 5.8S rRNA, LSU-rRNA); small-subunit processome assembly. Gene Ontology annotation, cellular component: nucleolus. Gene Ontology annotation, molecular function: RNA binding. Bases 134 to 1219 code for a protein of 361 amino acids. Lineage: Eukaryota; Fungi; Ascomycota; Eurotiomycetes; Eurotiales; Aspergillaceae.